AUGUCUCUUCCGGGUGUUUUUCUUUUUUCACACUACGUGGAAAGCUUUUGGAGUACACCUCCGCCUCUCGUGGACUGGUCGGGUGUUCCUACUUUGGUUUUGGUUUUGGUAGCGGUUGUAAUGGCGGCCACAGCAUUGUUGGCGCGAUCGCCAGACACCAAGCGCCCAACGCGCCUUCCUGGUCCACCUGCCUUACCACUCCUUGGCACUAGGUGGCUGUUUUGGAGUCGAUACAAAAUGAAUAAGCUACACGAGGCUUACGAAGACAUGUUCAGGCGGUACGGGCCGGUGUUCGCCGAGACGAUGCCAGGGGGCGCAACCGUAGUCUCUAUAGCUGAAAGAGCGGCGCUCGAGGCUGUGCUCCGGACCCCGGCUAGGAGACCUUACCGGCCUCCUACCGAGAUCGUGCAGGUCUACCGCAGGAGUCGACCUGACAGAUAUGCAUCUACUGGAUUGGUUAAUGAACAAGGUGAGAAAUGGUUCCAUCUGCGUCGCCACUUAACUUCCGAGCUCACCAGCCCUCACACAAUGCAGGGCUUCCUGCCGGAAUUGAACAGCAUCUGUGACGACUUCCUAAACUUACUGCAAUCCUGUCGGCGGCCUGAUGGGACUGUUUAUGGUUUCGAGCAGCUCACCAACCGGAUGGGACUUGAAUCUGUAUGCGGUUUGAUGCUGGGCACAAGGUUGGGAUUUUUGGAGCGUUGGAUGUCCGGGCGAGUCGCGGCGUUGGCUUCCGCAGUGAAAGCUCACUUCAGGGCCCAAAGGGACUCAUACUACGGUGCGCCGAUCUGGAAGUUUGCGCCUACCUCUUUGUACAAAACCUUUGUAAGAAGCGAGGAAACAAUACAUACGAUAAUAUCGGAGCUCAUGGAUGAGGCGAUGUCGCGUACGGCAGGCGCUGCUCAGGACGACGGCAUGCGCGAGAUCUUCCUCAAUAUUUUAGCAAACCCUGAGCUCGACAUGCGCGACAAGAAGGCCGCUGUCAUCGACUUUAUCACCGCUGGCAUUGAGACGUUGGCAAACAGCUUGGUGUUCCUGCUAUAUUUAUUAAGUGGUCGACCAGACUGGCAGCAGAAAAUACGCUCUGAAUUGCCAUCUUGUGGAGAGCUGCGGGUCGAAGAGUUGGCCGCCGCAUCUUCAAUACGCGCUGCCACCAAUGAGGCGUUCAGAUUGCUCCCAACCGCACCCUUCCUCGCGAGGUUAUUGGAAGCGCCCAUGACGAUCGCCGGUCAUCGCUUACCAACUGGGACGUUCGUGCUGGCGCACACGGGCGCCGCAUGUCGCCGCGAGGAGAACUUUUGGCGCGCGCACGAGUAUCUGCCCGAGCGCUGGACGCACGUGCGCGAGCCGCACGCCGCCGCGCUGGUCGCGCCUUUCGGCCGUGGCCGUCGCAUGUGUCCCGGCAAGCGCUUUGUCGAGCUCGAGCUCCAUCUCAUACUCGCUAAGAUAAUGCGGCAGUGGCGAGUUGAAUUUGACGGAGAGUUGGAUAUUCAGUUUGAUUUCUUGCUGUCACCAAAGUCACCGGUUUCAUUGCGAUUAGUCGAGUGGUAG
Messenger RNA from Parnassius mnemosyne (clouded apollo), 1551 nucleotides. NCBI's taxonomy places the organism in Eukaryota, Metazoa, Arthropoda, Insecta, Lepidoptera, Papilionidae. The record is from the annotation of a GenBank genome assembly.